This is a messenger RNA of Bursaphelenchus xylophilus (pine wood nematode), 1222 nucleotides long. The record is from the annotation of a GenBank genome assembly. Lineage: Eukaryota; Metazoa; Nematoda; Chromadorea; Rhabditida; Aphelenchoididae.
AUGAAGGUCUUCUUCAGCUCCUUUCUUGUCCUUCUCUUGGCUCAAAGCGUAUGUCAUAGUGUCUUUUUAGGCAAGCAACACGAUUUUCAGGUCUCUGCUGACGAGUCGGAGGUCCGAGACAUCAUUCACGGCUUGCUGAACAAGGCUGGUGUCAACAUCAGCAAAGCGGACGCUCAUGAACUUGUGUUGAGCUACAGACAUGAGGUGGGUUUUUCAGCGAAAUCCUUUGAUCGUUUGCUCUUUGUAGGCCAUCAGACUUUCCAACAAGUACCAACUCUAUAAUAUUGUUGAACCGCAGUUGGAGAAGAUCGACGGGAAAUUCGACGCGCUUAAGGGCGAACGCAACCCCAACGGACCAAAACUCUCGGCUAUUGUUGGCUCGCUGAAGGCGCUGAGAAGUCAGUUGGCAGCCAAGGCUAGCGAGCUCGAAUUGGCCUUCCUCGACGUUGAAAUCGACGUCUUGAGCGCACUUCAGAACGUAAGCAACAAGCAAAACUCUAUAUACAGUGAGGGACCUGAUCCAAUGGCAAAAAACGCACCAUUUUGCAUCCGGGAAGUAUGAAAAAUGUGGCAAAAUGCCUCCCUCUUCAAAGGAAAAAACCUUGUUUUGAAGGACGCUGAGUUUUUUCACUUGGAGAGGGAGGUAUUUUGCCACAUUUUUGAUACAUCCUGAAUGCAAAAUGGUACGUUUUUUGCCACUGGAUCAGGCCCCCACUGUAUUAUUUUUUCGGCAGCUGAUUUUCUUUAACCUCAACCCGUGUUUUAGGCCCCUACCCAAGCUAUUCAAUUCGCAAAAUUCAAGCAAAUCAGUGUCAAUGGAAACCUCGGUCUCAGCGACGCGCGAAUCCACGAACUCCUUGUCAACACCCCUCUUGAAGCGUACAACCAGGCCGCCAAGGUCAAGCUGAACCCCGUCAGAUUGGUGAAGGCCUACAACGAGGCUUUGUUGAACUUGGAUCAAAAGCAUCCCCUGAGCAGCAGUCUCCGCGUUCUCAUCGACAGCCUGGUCGAGCUGGACAACGCCAUUCAUCCACAGAAUAAAGCACUCGCUCCCGUUGGAAAAAAUGUCAUCAAAGACCAGAUCAAGUUGUUGCGAGACGCCAAGUCUCGUCAAGAUGAUUACUUGCUCGAUCAUUUGAGUGGAAAAGCCUUGAGCCUCUACGAAAGCCUUGUGGAUAACCUCUUGGAUCUAAAGGCCGAAAUUCGCAUUUCCAUCAGUUGA